ACAUGCUAUAUAAUAAACCAAGUUUCUUCUCAUUAAUGCAUACUAACUAGUGUAAAAACAAGCCAGUUUCUUGAUCUGCAGAAGUUAUUAAAAAAGUUGUACAUUGUAAGCUAAAGAUCAUCUCCAUGUUGAGUCAGUUCAGGAAGAAGCUCUCUCAUCUGUGCUCGAGGAUACGAUGGUUGAUAUGGAGAAGGCCUAAAUCUAAAGUUGUGAUCAGAAGAUUUGGGAAGUUGAGUUCUAAAGGGCAGCUUAGGAGGAAACCAAGCAAUUUAGCUGUACGUCGAAAAAAUGACCUUAUGGGAGGUGCAUUGCUGCAAAAAUCUGUCCGUGUUGCCACGUUUAAUGCAGCGUUGUUCUCUCUUGCACUUGCUGUCCCGAGAGCUGAGAAGGCGGUUGUUUUUCUCAAUGAAGAUGACCUGUUUACGACGAUGGAGAAGUCUGCAAAUAAUGUUCCUAAAAGUAUACUGAAGCAGUCACCAUUGCACUCUUCUUUUAGUGGCACUGCCAGUCCUGAGUAUCUGUUGAGUCCAAUAAAACCAAAGAUGAAGGUUUCCAUUAAUCUUCCGGAUAAUGAGAUAUCUCUGGCUCAGAAAAAGGUUCUUGGCAAAAUAGACGAGCCCUCGAGGCCUAUUAGGCAAGGGAGUGUUAGAAACCAAGGUCCAAUGAGGUCUCCGGUUAAUAUACCAUUUGGUAUGACUAAUUGGAUGAAUGAUGGAAGUCUGAUCGGAAGUAGAACUAUUCUUGAUGUUCUUAAAGAAGUGGAUGCUGAUAUCCUGGCUUUACAAGACGUGAAGGCCGAGGAAGAGAAAAACAUGAAGCCUCUUUCUGAUUUGGCUUAUGCAUUAGGAAUGAAUUAUGUCUUUGCAGAAAGCUGGGCUCCAGAGUAUGGGAAUGCCAUCUUGUCAAAAUGGCCAAUCAAGCGUUGGAAAGUACAGAGAAUUUACGACGAUCAAGAUUUCAGGAACGUGUUGAAGGCCACAAUUGAUGUCCCAUGGACAGGAGAUAUCAACUUCUACUGCACUCAACUUGAUCAUCUUGAUGAGAGUUGGAGACUGAAACAGAUUAACGCGAUCAUUCAAUCAAGUGAUCAUCCGCACAUCCUAGCAGGAGGUCUGAAUUCUCUCAAUAUAUCAGAUUAUUCACCAGAGAGAUGGGCAGACAUUGUCAGGUACUAUCAGGCUAUAGGAAAGCCUACACCGAAAGUUGAAGUAACAAACUUCUUAAAGGGGGAAGAGUACAUAGACGCGAAAGAUUUUUCAGGGGACUGUGAGCCCGUUGUCAUGAUUGCCAAAGGCCAAAAUGUGCAGGGUACGUGCAAGUAUGGAACACGAGUAGAUUACAUUAUGGCGUCGCAAGACCUGCAUUAUAAAUUUGUUCCUGAAACCUAUUCUGUGAUUUCAUCAAAAGGCACCUCUGAUCACCAUCUGGUGAAGGUUGAUAUAGUGAAAGCAGCAGACAGACGACCGAAGAAGCUGACACAGAAGGUUGCAAGAAUAGCCAGUUCUUGUUCGUCUAGUGGAAUGUGGAAAAUAGACUAGAGUUAAUCCUUCAACAAUUAAAUAAGAUGCUAUCAUACUUUAUUUUUAUUUAGAUGAAAAUUUGAUAUCUGCU
Messenger RNA from Daucus carota subsp. sativus, 1611 nucleotides. RefSeq lists its product as uncharacterized. Gene Ontology annotation, biological process: GPI anchor biosynthetic process. The transcript is spliced from 4 exons. NCBI's taxonomy places the organism in Eukaryota, Viridiplantae, Streptophyta, Magnoliopsida, Apiales, Apiaceae. Gene Ontology annotation, molecular function: catalytic activity. Gene Ontology annotation, cellular component: endoplasmic reticulum. Bases 126 to 1538 code for a protein of 470 amino acids. The record is from RefSeq and is a predicted model, not a curated record.